Aplysia californica (California sea hare) is the source of this 2490-nucleotide messenger RNA. RefSeq names its product neural cell adhesion molecule 1-B. Gene Ontology annotation, cellular component: axon; plasma membrane; neuronal cell body. Gene Ontology annotation, molecular function: protein binding; axon guidance receptor activity. The record is from RefSeq and is a predicted model, not a curated record. The coding region runs from base 163 to 1776 and encodes 537 amino acids. The transcript is spliced from 10 exons. NCBI's taxonomy places the organism in Eukaryota, Metazoa, Mollusca, Gastropoda, Aplysiida, Aplysiidae. Gene Ontology annotation, biological process: synapse organization; homophilic cell-cell adhesion.
CCAUCAGCCUUCUUGUAACCCCCCACCCAGAGAGCGGUCGUGAGGCGGAAUACGGCGCGUUCAAUCAACAAAUGGCCUUCGUGAACAGACAGCUGAUCGGAAGACAUCAAGUUCUGACGUCAUAACCAUCACAAGCACCACCGUUGCAACACCAGCACCAUAAUGCCCAGUCUCCUCUUACGUCACAGCCGACCCCUGCUGCUGGUUCUGCUGGUCAGUCUGACCAUAAGCUAUGUGGCCUCCUCGCGCGUUUUGAAAUCCCGCACGGCACCCAAGAUCAAACAACGCAGCCAGACAAUCCUGGUGUCCUCGGGAAAAGCCACCCUCUUGAACUGUGACGUCAGAGGUCAUCCCAAGCCGUCCAGGACGUGGGAGAGGGCCGGCAAGCCCGUGCGGAGGUAUGGCAGAAGAUUCUCAGUCAACAAGAAGACUUUCGCCCUCCGUAUCUUCCGCCUCAAGCCAGAGGACGAGGGCAACUACACGUGCAUUGCUAAAAAUAGAGCCGGGGUGGCCAACGUCACGUUCACCCUGAUUUUGGCCUCCAAGCCGAGAGUGUCCAUCCUGCCUCUGGAGUCUGACGUCAUCACAGAGAACGACACGGUCAAGGUCACGUGCCGGACACACGCCAGGCCUAAGCCUCACAUCGGCUGGUCGGUCAACAACAGGAUUCUACACUCAGACUCGAAAACGGUGAUCAACAAUGUCCAGCGAAAUGACAGGGUGCUGGAAAGCGAACUGACCAUUGCCCGUGUGAGCUACGAUGACCGCGGCACCUACACCUGCCGGGCCAGCAAUGGGAUGGGCUCGGACAGUGACACGGUGCAUUUGGACGUGCUGUACCCCCCGCACGUACUGUCCCCUCAACCCGAUGACGUAAUACACUGGUGGGACGGACACAUCACCAACCUGACCUGUGACGUCACGGCGAACGACCCGCCAGAGGUCACGUGGCUGUUCACUGACGUCACUGGCGCCACUGUGUCGCUGGCGGGGGAGGAGGAGAGGAGUGAGGACGGCUGUCUGGUCAAGAGCACGGUCGGGGUGGGCCUGAGUGAGGGAGAGAGUCGAGAGCUGUCCGGGACAUACACAUGCCGGGCCGAGAACAACCUGGGCAACCUUACCGUGCAUGAGUUCCACGUGAAUAGGGCUUACGCACCCUCCAGCCUGACCUUGACCCCUCUGACCAUCGCCCCCUAUGAGAUGGUGGUGUCCAUCACUGUCCUGCCCCAGCCGGACACGCCCACCGUGGAGUACAUCCAGGCCCGGUACCGGGAGCAGGGCGACGAGCAGGACGACUUCCAGGUCACGUGUGGUGUAAACAAAGAAGGUUACUGUCACGCCACCCUGCUGGGUGUGAUGCCUGACCGGAAGUACGUGGUUAGUGCCCAGGCCAAGAACAAGGUCGGCCUCGGACAGGAAGUCUCCAUGGUGGUCAAGACAGGUGUCUCCGAAUACGGCUGGACAAUGCACUACACCAGCACCCAGGAUCCGAACGGCGACACCUUGCCCCACACUCCCAGCCCUUCUCCCCCUGUUGCUUUCACUGACCAGCGGUCAUCCACCAGCACCACCACCAGCACCACCACACCCAGCACAGACAUAACAGCUAACAAGUCUUCAUCGCCGCCAGAGAACAACGCCAACGAGGAGUCCACGCCAUCCUACCAACUGCUGGCAGGACCCGAAAAUGACGCCACUUCUGCUCACUCAGCUAUUUGUGUCACCUUGAUCUUGUUAUGUUCUUUUGUAAUUUCCAUAUCCUUUAUAUUACUUUGAUCCUGUUAUGUUCUUUUGUAAUUUCCAUAUCCUUUAUAUACAUCUUUGAUCUUGUUAUGUUCUUUAACUUUUCUUUUUAGUUUAUUUCACUUUCACCUUGUUAUGUUCUUUAGUUUUUUCUGGGGGGGUUUUCCGCCCUGAUCUUGUUCGGUUGUUUAGUCUUUUCUCUGUUUAUUUUGCCUUAACUUUGUUAUGUUCUUUAGUCUUUUCUCUGUCGUUUAUUUUGGCUUGACCUUGUUAUGUUCUUUGGCUAUUUAUGUCAUGUUAAUUAUGUUCUGUUCUUUAGUUGGUUUAUUUCAGCUUACUUUUGUUAUGCACUUUUGUAUAUUCUCUGCUGUCUAUAUGACCAUAACGUAGUUGUAUCCUUCCUGUUCUUAAGUCUCUAUUCUGUAGUUCAAUUCAUUUUGGCCUCGUUAUGUUCUUUAGCUAUUUAUUAAUUUUCACCUUGCGUUAUUUCUUCGUCUGCUCAAUUUUAACAACUCUGUUAUGUAUCCUGUGAUGCCAAUGCCAUGCCACUGUCAUUGUAAUUGGUAAGUGAGUAAUAUACAAAUCGUCGUGUGAUGACUUGACAGUUCAUUUGAUUAUAAGAUAUUAUGAUUAUCUCGACGCCAGCUUUGCUUAAGCAUCGAUAAUUAAGUACAGUUGGGCACAUUUGACAUGAACACAGAAAACUGAAAGUCAUUAAUAGCUCGUACAAUUUGCGAUUUCCUUACU